GUCAGUGCAGUUCUCCAUUUUAUAGUUGCCUGAGCUUAUAAUUACCAUUCUUAUCCUUGAAUCUCCACGCUAGAUCUUCCCUGGCCCAACGCAGGCCUCUCCAGUAAUUUCUGGAAGUUUAUUAUCGGAUUCUACGUUUCCGUUGGCACUAGCAGAUACGAUACACCCGAAAAACAUGCACAAAGCAGAAAAUGUGCCUCGAACACUGGCCAAGCAUGAACUGCCCCAAUUAGUGCUUUGGUUAAAAUCCAAAUUUCCCAAAAGUCUGCCGGUAUAUCAUUUGAUCAAGAAUGCACUACGGGAAGACUGGGCUUGGCCGGGAAUGGAUGUUAUGGUUGAUACAUUUCCGAGGCCAGCAAUUUGCAUCUGCCGCACUUCUCCGUUCAAAGGCAAAUUAGUCAAUGUGCCGAUGCUCAACGGACAUUACAUCUUCGUUUAUGCCAACAACCAACCAAGUUUUCUAAAUUUGUUGCGCAAAAAUUUCGACAAGCUUGCUAAUUGGAGCGAAACUGCAACCUUUAUCGAUGUUGAUGAGGAUUUGGGCCAAAUUCUCUUGGAUCACAAUCAGCAGUUUGCGCGUGUAACGUUUGGAGAUAAUUUUGGGACGGGUGGAAAUUGUUUCUACUUCGACUUGGCAUUGUGGACAGAUCGGCGGGAUACUUUCCCCAUCCCCAACCACUUCCGAGUUGGACACCUGUCCGUCGAGCACCUCGACCAAAUUGUCGCCAACUGUGCUGCCGGUGACGCAAAAGCAAAGAAAGCGUUUUUCACUCAACUUCUCACUAAAGGUUUUCCAACGGCUGCCAUCUUUGACACCAACCAUGCGCAGUCAUCUGCUCCCGUUGUGUACUGCAUGUACAUGCCGCAAGGAUCCAUUAGUGCGGUGUAUCUCCACCCUGACUACCGGGAACAGGGCUUAUUCAAGAUGGUUACUGCGGAAUUAAUAAAUACUUUGUACAAUAUUGGAGAGGUUUCAGUGUGGAUGGAGAGCGUCAACGUCAACUUCCCCACUCAACUCGAAGAUCUCCACAGCCUUGGCGGUCGGGAUUACGAACGUCAUAGAAAGUGCUGGAUCCAGUAUGUGCCGAAGAUCUCGAAAAAGGUCAUCCCAGAGAAAACACUCCCGCAAAAAGCCCAAAUUGGGGAAAGUCCUGUCCCUGAGGAUGAUACACUGAGUGAUAUGGAGUCGGAUGAAGAGGAUUUCUACGCGGAACGUGGAUCAUCGAAGAAAUACGGACACAGUAUAAGUGAACGGCAGCGUCAAGCCGCAAAAUCGCAUUGGUACUGAAGUUUUUGUUAUGCGAAAAUACACGGUUAAAGUGUUAUGUUUACGUGCUUUUUUGGAUCUCCUACCCUAAUUUAAUGAGAAAUUUGUUAUUGCAAACUCGAGUUGCUUGCUUAAAUAGCAGCAUUAUUUGAUCAUGCCAAUUUGCGUACUUAGGUAUAUUAUUUUACUGUACGUUUUGGCUCUGUAAGAUUGCUCUGUAUUGUCAUUUGCAUGUUGAAGUACCGUACAGUACUUUCACAGUGCUGUUUUCAGUGUGCGUGAAACUGCAGAAAUCUAAAUAGAUUUUACGCUAGAAAGACGUUUUUAUUUGUCGGUUUAUAUCGACUAUCCACUAUUUUGGGAAUGUCCGGCC
Paramacrobiotus metropolitanus is the source of this 1640-nucleotide messenger RNA. RefSeq lists its product as uncharacterized. Lineage: Eukaryota; Metazoa; Tardigrada; Eutardigrada; Parachela; Macrobiotidae. The transcript is spliced from 4 exons. The coding region runs from base 176 to 1288 and encodes 370 amino acids. The record is from RefSeq and is a predicted model, not a curated record.